This is a messenger RNA of Arabis nemorensis, 297 nucleotides long. Lineage: Eukaryota; Viridiplantae; Streptophyta; Magnoliopsida; Brassicales; Brassicaceae. The record is from the annotation of a GenBank genome assembly.
AUGAAUCCGCUGCCACAAGACUGCAUCGUCGAGAUCCUUCCUCUCACAUCGGCCGUCUCCAUGAUAUUCAAAUCUGCCGCAGAUGCCGACAAUGUCUGGAAUCAAUUCUUACCUUCCGAUCGCCCCGACGGCUUUGUGGCUCCUGAAGGUCUUCGGACCAUGAAAAGUUUCUUGUUCACCAUUUGGUACAUCGUUUUCUCCCUAACCCUUCUUAUUCUCCAAAGCAAUUGCGAUUUUGACAUCUCACAUAGAAGUGAUGAGAGAGAGAAAUUUGGAGGAGACCGUGAGGUUUCUUAG